UACACCAAUUCACUCACACACGUCUACCAGUGCACGAAUACUAAGUAGUAAUGCAACUAAUGAAUUAAUGAUUAGUGCGGAUAUUUGGUAUGUAAGGUAUGAAUAUUGGCUCUUAAUCACCUGAUUUCUGCAGCUUUGGCAUCAAAAUAUGCAAGACAUUGGAGUUUGUGAUGAACUACAAUGUUUUGAUGAUCUCCACAUACCCGAUGUUGAUUUGACAUUUCGUAACUUUGAAGAACUCUUUGGAUGUGAACAAGAGCAAACCAGAGUUUUGGUCGAUGACGAAAAUAUGUCAUGCUCGUUUGCAGGGAAACAUUCAUCACUCAGCAAACCAGAAAGUUUCCGUGCAAGAACUAUGGAGUCAGCUGAUGCAAACAAAGUUUUUGAUUCUUCUGAUGAAGUUCUUCACUUCCGAACAAUUAACGAAUAUCCUCGUCCAAUUCAGCCAUCUUAUUCAACGUCAUCAUUCUCCGUCUCAAGGAUCACUGCUGAAAACACUAGUUCUGAAUACAAGGAUGAUGGACUUUUUCCUGAAGUUGAUGAACAGAUACUUUUAGGCAAUUCAUCUAAUCCAGAGAAUGCAAAGUUGGAUGGUAAAGAAAAUAUCAUAAUGAGAUAUUCCAAAGAGAAGAAGGCUCGGUGGCGUGAAAAGAGAGUUCGACAUUCAUCCCAGAAAGCUAAAUCUGAUGGCAAGAAAAGGGGUAAAGGAAAAUUUUUGCUGGCAGAAGCCUAUGAAUCUGAGUCUGUCAGUGUAACUCGAAGCUUUUAAGGUUACCUUUCAUUUAUUUAUUCUCAAGAAACUCAAUAUUGUUUUUCUGACAUUCUCCCUUUCCCUCCCUCUUCUGUAUUUGUCAUAGCAGAAUUGUCAUUAUACCAGAUCUUGCAACACAUUCAUGUGGCAUGAUAUGAUUUGGCAAUGGAGAAUAAAGUUUUUUUA
This is a messenger RNA of Olea europaea var. sylvestris, 937 nucleotides long. RefSeq names its product zinc finger protein CONSTANS-LIKE 9-like. Gene Ontology annotation, molecular function: protein binding. NCBI's taxonomy places the organism in Eukaryota, Viridiplantae, Streptophyta, Magnoliopsida, Lamiales, Oleaceae. The record is from RefSeq and is a predicted model, not a curated record. Bases 149 to 769 code for a protein of 206 amino acids. The transcript is spliced from 3 exons.